Molecule: messenger RNA, 2281 nt
Organism: Trichophyton rubrum CBS 118892
Lineage: Eukaryota; Fungi; Ascomycota; Eurotiomycetes; Onygenales; Arthrodermataceae
Exons: 5
Coding region: 1-2121 (706 amino acids)
Biological process (GO): double-strand break repair via nonhomologous end joining; protection from non-homologous end joining at telomere; interstrand cross-link repair
Molecular function (GO): 5'-3' DNA exonuclease activity; damaged DNA binding
Source: RefSeq, a predicted model, not a curated record
AUGAACUUUGCCAAGGGGAUUCUAGAGUCUAGAAAGCAGCAUUACAAACAUCUGGCAAAGCUACUGAGACCAAUUCCGUUGCAGGUCCCGACGGAAAUAGAGCUUAUGCCUGGAAACACCAUAAGAGUCACCCUAUUCGAUGCUAAUCACUGUCCUGGAUCUGUCAUGUUCCUCAUAGAAGGCGAUGGCAAGGCAAUACUAUAUACAGGUGACAUCAGAGCUGAAGCAUGGUGGGUACAGAGCCUUAUUAGAAAUCCAGUGUUAAUACCGUACAACAUGGGGGACCGCCGUCUAGACACUAUAUAUCUUGAUACCACCUUUGCUACAAAGUCAGAUAUCCACCAGGUCUUCCCCUCAAAGGCAGAAGGCAUACGGGAACUACUCAGUAAAAUUAAGGGGUAUCCCGAGGACACUAUAUUCUACCUUCGUAGCUGGACAUUUGGCUACGAGGACGUAUGGCUGGCUCUCUCAGCAGCCUUGGGCACAAAGAUACACGUCGACAGGUACCAAUAUAGAUUGUAUAACUCGCUGAGUUCUAGACCAGGAACCGGCUUUGGGGUAGACGACUCCCUCUACCUUUGUGGCUUCAGACUCGGCAACUCCUCUGUUCCGGGGUGUUUGACAAACGAUCCGUCCGCCCGCGUCCACAGCUGCGAACCGGGGGUGAUGUGCUCGCGAAUAACGUCUGGGAAAUCAGUCGACAUUACUCCCAUUGUCACACGAACUCAAGACGGUUAUGAAAUACCCGAGGUCGGGGCUGGAGGUGGAAAAGGAGAUCUCGAGCAGAGCCACGAACUCGAACUGCCUGAUCACGCAACCUUUAAGCGUUUUCUAGACCUGUGUAAGGAGCAGAUAAAGGAGCCAGACACAAGGGAUCUGGUAGUCUCGACUCUAUCUAGGGCGUACGAGUCUACGAGAGCAGCUAUCUCCUUGGGCGAAUACGGAUUGAAAGAUGAAGAAGAGAUAACCCUUGCAAAGCUUGUCACUACCAUCGGGCAAGGCCUGAAGCAGAAGGAAAAGGAGUCCUUACCAAAUACCAUUAAGUUUCCUUACUCCCGCCACUCCUGCUACUCUGAACUAUGCCAGCUCGUCGGAGCAUUCAGGCCUAGGGACAUAUACCCAUGCACAGUUGACCCCCUUACCUGGACCGAGGGAGUCUCCAUGCGGUCCCUAUUCGGCCAUUUAUGCUCAAGCAGCACAUUCCGUCAUGACAAUAGGAUGCGAGAAGGAAACCCUCGGCCUUCAAAGCGUCAAAAGCGCGGAAGUGAUGCUCAAUCCGAAGUUCUCUCCAGCCAGCCCUCAGCAGCAGACUCACAGCACAAACUCGAGCUGCAGCUAACUUCAAGCCAGCCGCAAGAGGACAUAAACCAUCUUUCUCAAACCGGGGAGCAGGAAGACCUCGAAGACUCUCUAGCAGACUAUCCCACCUCGUUCCCAACCCAGUUGACUGCGCAAUCAUCAGAGUCUCCGGCAACGAGGUUCAAGGCAAUAAAGCAAGCUAUGCUUGAAGACUACCAAAAUGACGAGAUAAACUUUCUGUUGCCUUCUUUUACCGAUUCACAGCCGGAUGUUGAGCCGACUUCGCACCAGCUGCAUGUAUCUAAGGAUUCGGAGGAGGCCCAAAUACACUCGCAGUCCUCGGUUUCUCAGCGAGAUCUGCAAAUAGAGCAGGAGGAGCUAGACUUGCAGCUUAGCUUGUGUGUUUCUCGCACAUUCACCACGACUACCAAUGAAGAGGACCAGGAGGAUGAUGAUGACGAGGGUGAUGAUGGUGAAAAUACCAAUAAUGACGGCGAAAGCAUCGUUUCUCUAUCGUCCUCUGCAUUCUACUCCCAACCCCAGCCGCAGUCUCAGCCUCAUGUUAUAAUAGUGAAACCGGCGGAGAAUUGUAACCAAAAUCCGGCAGAUACCAUCUUAGUUCCUUCAUCGGCUCCCGGCCCGGAGACAGAUAUUGACUCUGGCCCUCCUGGACCCUGCAGACCCGAAGCCAGCUCGCGUGCCAGGAAAGAGCUGCGCGUGGCUGCGUAUCGAGCCGCGAAGAAAGGAACAUACCAGGCCUGGACGAAUACGUGUCCAUUGAUAAGUGUGGAUGACCAUACUCAUCCGGAGAUAGAGUUGUGAUAGGCACAUACAUACAUGGCUUAUGCUUCUGGUGUUUUUAUAUGAUACCCCCUUACACGCGCAUAUGCAGUGACAUUCUUGAUAUUUCCUAAAACUGAAAAGCCGAAAGUCGAUAUAACAUAACUAGCACAACAUAACGUAUAAACUAUAUAUAAAUGAA